AUGUCAAUUCAGGACUCGGCUACUCAGCAAGAGCCAUUUAAAAGCAAACCCGAAGCCAAUCCAGCAAAAUAUGAACUCAGCUCUAGCGAUUUAUCAUUAGUUUCCAAAAAAAAUCAAAGACAAGAGGAAGAAAGUGACAGCGAAAUUGAAAUUGAAACUCAAGAAGAAAGCAAUGGUGCAAAAACUGAGGCUGAUCAGUACACACAGGGUGGUACGACAAGCAUAGAAACUGGCCGACAAUUACAGGAGAAGUCAGAAUAUUUCAGUAGAGAUCAAGGAAAAAUGUUCAUUGGUGGAUUAAACUGGGAUACCAGUGAGCAAAGACUUAGGGAAUAUUUCAGCCAAUAUGGCGAGAUCAUUGAUCUCACAAUAAUGAGAGAUGGUAAUACUGGUCGAUCUAGAGGAUUUGGAUUUUUAACAUUUCUUGAUCCGCGUUCAGUUGAUGAUGCGCUACAGAGCCAACACGUACUAGAUGGUAAAGUAAUUGACCCAAAACGUGCAAUCCCCAAAGAAGAGCAAGAUAAGACUGGCAAAAUUUUUGUGGGAGGAAUCGCCCCAGAAGUUACAGAAAAGGACUUUGAUGAAUUUUUUUCACAGUUUGGUAAUGUUAUUGAUGCUCAAUUGAUGAUUGAUAAGGAUACAAGAAGGUCAAGGGGAUUUGGGUUCGUUACCUACGAUUCACCACAAGCAGUCAAUAAUGUCACUCAAAGUCAUUACUUGGAAUUAAAGGGUAAGAGAAUGGAAAUCAAAAAGGCUGAGCCAAGAGGCCAGCAGCAACAAAUGACAGGAGGGAUGAGAGGAUAUAACUCUAAUACUGCCUUGCAAUUGCACAAGUCAAGACAUCAUCAACAGCAACAGCAACAAUUUAUUCCACGCAAUUUAAACUUAACUUCCCCACAUACCGCUCCUCCAGCUGCCAUGAGUCUUGGUCAUCGCCCCCGCCAGUUACAGCCACCAAUGGGUUACAACCAAUAUACCCCUUAUCAGCCGAUCCCACAAGCCCCAAUGGGGGGCUUCUCCCCACAAAUGUUGCAGCAGCAAUAUUGGCAACAAUAUUGGUUACAAAUGAAUUCAAACCUUCAACAAUACCCACAAACACAGGGACCUCCACCACCAAAUCAAGCUCAAGCACAAAUGAUGGGCUUUAUGCCUCAGAUGCCCCAUCAUGCCAUGCCACGGAACCCCUUCAGCUUCACUCCCGGUGAUCUGCAAGUGGAACCUGAUGACGAAUCAAAUGCUCUAUUUGAUAAUUCUGAUUAUUAUAAACAUGGUGAUUUAGGAAUGUAUAAUGGUUCUGUUAAUAAUGUGAGCAGGGGUGGUAGAAAGAAUGGAGCUUUCCAGUCUUUUACUCGCUAG
Saccharomycopsis crataegensis is the source of this 1356-nucleotide messenger RNA. RefSeq lists its product as uncharacterized. The record is from RefSeq and is a predicted model, not a curated record. The coding region runs from base 1 to 1356 and encodes 451 amino acids. Gene Ontology annotation, biological process: regulation of translation. NCBI's taxonomy places the organism in Eukaryota, Fungi, Ascomycota, Saccharomycetes, Ascoideales, Saccharomycopsidaceae. Gene Ontology annotation, molecular function: mRNA binding. The transcript has a single exon.